Molecule: messenger RNA, 576 nt
Organism: Ipomoea nil (Japanese morning glory)
Lineage: Eukaryota; Viridiplantae; Streptophyta; Magnoliopsida; Solanales; Convolvulaceae
Exons: 1
Coding region: 1-576 (191 amino acids)
Source: RefSeq, a predicted model, not a curated record
AUGGAGAAGAAGGAGGUGAAUGUGAAGAGGCAAGGGAGUGAGGCCGGCGACGCCGUCAAGCGGCCGAAAAUGGCGGCGAUUUGUGACGUCGGUGAGGCGGCGGAGGACGGGGAAGAUAUGAUGGCGUGGUUAACGCUGGACGACGAGGCAAUGACGGAGUUAUCUGAGCUUUUGGACUCGGAGACGUCGUCGCAGCAGCAGGGUUGCAGAGUGAGGUUCAUCGAGGACCCGUAUUCGCCGCCGGUGAUUUUCCAGUCCUCGGCGGCUUACAUUACCAUCAACGGCAACGAGGAGUCCUGCGGUUCGUCGUUUUCCGACUUGGAUUCCUCCAUGAUGGCCAGCAUCGACAUGGGCGGCGUCACGGGGGUGCUCGGAGGGUGGUCUAAGAAGGAGAAAGGCUGCGCGUGGGGGCCCGACGCUGACGAGGCGCGUGGGUGGAUGGUCGAGAACGAUGCUUUGGAAACGGAAAGACUUCUUGUCAACGACACGUACGGCUGUGAUUGGUCUAACCGUUGGAUCGACGAUGGCGAUCAUACUGACGAUUCUAUUUGGACUAACUUUCUGGGUGACAUGUGA